Messenger RNA from Osmerus eperlanus (European smelt), 1205 nucleotides. RefSeq names its product H-2 class II histocompatibility antigen, A-U alpha chain-like. The coding region runs from base 102 to 809 and encodes 235 amino acids. The transcript is spliced from 4 exons. Gene Ontology annotation, cellular component: MHC class II protein complex; membrane. The record is from RefSeq and is a predicted model, not a curated record. NCBI's taxonomy places the organism in Eukaryota, Metazoa, Chordata, Actinopteri, Osmeriformes, Osmeridae. Gene Ontology annotation, biological process: immune response; antigen processing and presentation.
AACCAGACCAAUGACAGACCAGAGACUGUUCAGAAUAAAGAAAGUCUCAGACUGUUCUGUAACUGAAGUGUGCUCAGUCCUCCUCUCUGUGAAGUCACAACAUGAAGGGAUUUGGAACUGUCCUCGUGCUCUCCUAUCUACUCUGUGUCAAAGCACUAAUUAUGCAUGAGAAUAUCUAUAUCCUCGGGUGCUCUGAUACAGAUGCAGAACAUAUGUAUGGACUAGAUGGUGAAGUGAUGGAGUACGCAGACUUCAUCAAGCAGGAGGCUGUGAACGCACUGCCUCCGUUUGCUGACCCCUUCUCUUACUCUGGACUUUAUGAAAAUGCUCAGGCAGCUCGAGAGAUCUGCAGAGCAAACCUAGCCACAUUCAUAAAAGCUUAUAAAAACCCUGCAACUACAUUAGACGCCCCCCACAGCACCAUCUACACCAGGGACGAUGAGGAGCUGGGGGUGGAGAACACUCUCAUCUGUCACGUGACUGGGUUCUUCCCUGCCCCUGUGACAGUCUGGUGGACCAGGAACGGUGAGAACGUGACAGAGGGAGUCAGUAUCAGCCUUCCCUACGCCAACAAAGACUUCACCUAUAACCAGAUCUCCAGGCUGACCUUCACCCCUGGGGAGGGAGACAUCUACAGCUGCAGUGUGCAGCACAUGUCCCUCACUGAGCCUCUGACACGGAUGUGGGAUGUGGAGGUGAGUGUGCCCAGUGUGGGUCCUGCUGUGUUCUGUGGCGUGGGCCUGACAGUGGGACUGCUGGGAGUGGCUGCUGGAACAUUCUUCCUCAUCAAAGGAAAUGAGUGUAACUGAGACCACAUGACAAUAUGAUAAGAGUGGAGAUAAUCAGUUCUUUCACCUCAAGACGUGUGUGUGUGAGUGUGUGUGGGGGGGGGGCAUUACAUAUGUUUUUGGGUAAUCAUAAUUACUUAGACAUGAAUAAUGAAAGACGUCAUUAUGAUGACGUCUGUCGUAAAUGGUCUCAUUGUUAGGCACUACUGUAUUUGUUCUGGAUUCUAAUGGGCUGCAGUUUGUCAAUAAUAAUUGCUUCUAAAUCAAUUUAUUUUCCUAUUCUUUACUAUUAUGUGCUUUACUGUAAAAACAGUGCUUAACUUAAGAUUGUAUUGCUCUUAAUAGAAAAACAAUAUAUUCUUCAAUAGCAGUUUAAUCGUGUUAAUUAUAACAAAUAAAAAAUGCUUCGUAAUUGAA